Messenger RNA from Zingiber officinale, 646 nucleotides. RefSeq names its product indole-3-acetic acid-induced protein ARG7-like. NCBI's taxonomy places the organism in Eukaryota, Viridiplantae, Streptophyta, Magnoliopsida, Zingiberales, Zingiberaceae. The transcript has a single exon. Bases 56 to 505 code for a protein of 149 amino acids. The record is from RefSeq and is a predicted model, not a curated record. Gene Ontology annotation, biological process: response to auxin.
GGUUGUUCUCCCCCUUCCUCUGCUCGCCGAUCAGGACAGGAAGAGAGAUCGAGGGAUGGGAAAAUACGACAAGAUCCGCGGCAUAGUUCGCCUCCGGCAGAUUCUUCUGCGGUGGCGGCAACGCGCAUCUGCGGCGGAGGCGUCGUCGUCUCCGCCGCCGGACGUCCCGGCGGGCCACGUGGCGCUGUGCGUGGGAGGCAGCGCGCGACGCUUCGUGGUGCGUGCGUCGCACCUGAACCGCCCGGUCUUCCGGCAGCUCCUCCUCCGAGCCGAGGAGGAGUACGGAUUCGCCUCCGGCCUCGCCGGCCCCGUCUCCCUCCCCGGCGUCGACGAGGCCCUCUUCGAGCGCCUCAUCCGCCUCAUCUCCUCUCCCAGGACCCAGGAUUGCAGCCUCGAGGACUUCGAGGCCAUGCUUCAUACCGCCGUCAGCGACCUAUGCAGGUGCGCUGGCGACUCGCUGCCGCUGCUCCACGGCCGCCGCAGCGCUGACGAACCCGUUUGGUGAUCAUUCAAACUGUAGAAAGAAACAACAGUCAGAAUUUUUCUUCGCCACAUUUUCAUUUCCCCCCUCCUUCUUUUGAUAUUUGCGUGUCGCAAUAAUGGAACUGUAAUGAUUAAAGCGAGCACAGAACUGAGUCAUCCAUUU